AAUUCGUUUUUAUUAUGUGGUCGUUGCUAAGGCCGCGAGUGGAGCGGUUAGCCAACUUUCGAGUAACACGUAUGUAAGAGAGCGCGGCUAAUGAAAUCACCCUCGAUCGUUGCGACAGAAUGUUGACCGCGUACCUACGAACGAACGAACGGUGGGCUUUGUAUUGAGACUUUUCCACACAGCGGACACGCGCGCGAAAAGUUAAUUCGUCGAUGCAAUGGCGGAUUGCGAGCUGCUCACGCGCCGUUGCCGUUACUCGGCACCUGCGUGGCGUUUUGAAAUUCCUCGCGAGAAAUACGGGCGCGUUAGUCGCGCGUCGGGCUUUUUCGCCGCCGUGACCGACGGUUGCGUACAGUUUCACGUAGCAAGGCUGGAUCCAUCACUCAACGUUCGUCUGAGCACUUUCCUCCUUCAGCGGUUGUUGAAUAGCCUGUUUUUGCGGCGCGAUAACACGCCUCGCGAAAGCGAGAAAGAAGCGUCGACGAAAAAUAUUGAGACAGCUUCUUGUCAACGGCGGCACGGAAAUGCGUCUCUGAACACGUCUGACAGCCUCUGGAUUGUCCAGCAGGCAAUUAGUCUUGCAAUUUGCGCGACGACGAGUCGCGCGGAAACUUUCAUAGAAGAUCACACGGCGAUAUCGGAGGACAGACCGACCGGAUGAGACCUGAAAUACCCAACUGGUUUCGCGGAGUGCAAUUGUCUCUACGCGACACGAUUCUCGCCUUGUCUUGAACGAUUGGAACAAGCCUGCGAAGGAUUGCCCGGCACGACGAGGCAGAGUUCAGCAACGCCAGCAUCCUGAACAGCAUGGAGAAGUUCGUGCGCACGGUGAACGAGAUGGAGGACACCAUUUUAGUACCGAGUCGCCUGCUGGAUCUGUCAGUGGGCGACGGGGGAGACACGAUGUGCAUGAAGGGCAAGCGCGGCCACACGGUCAAGGACACCCUGGCCAAUACGGAUCUUUAUCGCCUGUACAACAUCAUCAACCAGAUGAAAACCGAGCUGCUGUGGUCGCAGGAGCCCGCUCGAGACGCCGACAUGGACGCUGAUCAGAGCAUUAUUAAGAGCAGCAGCAGCAGCAGCAGCAGCAGCAGCAGCAGCAGCAGCAGCAGCAGCAGCAGCAGCACCUGCAGUAGCGGCAGCCACCCUGUUGGUAGCCCGAGCGAGCUGACAGCGCAACAACAUCCGGGCACCAUUGGCAGACUCGGCCACGCACGUUGCCCCAGUACAACAUCGAUGCAGAGCGUCCAGAGCGCCUCCUCGAUCGUCUCCACGUCGGACUCGGACUCUGAGGUCGGCAUCGAGAUCGACUCCGGCUUGGAGGGUGAAGAGUGCGCCGCGGACCUCGCGAGCAUUGCUGCCGAGAACUUCAGACGUCACCUGCGCGGCCUUCACCGCAGCAUCGCCCGCAUGACCGAGGCUGCCGAGUACCUGACACUCCGGUAUCAGGCUGAUGUGGGUGGACAGGUCUGAUUCGCCGCCGCCGCCACCGCCA
Messenger RNA from Harpegnathos saltator (Jerdon's jumping ant), 1495 nucleotides. RefSeq lists its product as uncharacterized. Gene Ontology annotation, cellular component: cytosol. The transcript is spliced from 2 exons. Gene Ontology annotation, biological process: regulation of lipid biosynthetic process. The record is from RefSeq and is a predicted model, not a curated record. Bases 808 to 1473 code for a protein of 221 amino acids. Lineage: Eukaryota; Metazoa; Arthropoda; Insecta; Hymenoptera; Formicidae.